Molecule: messenger RNA, 6354 nt
Organism: Anopheles coluzzii
Lineage: Eukaryota; Metazoa; Arthropoda; Insecta; Diptera; Culicidae
Exons: 7
Coding region: 951-4946 (1331 amino acids)
Molecular function (GO): protein binding
Source: RefSeq, a predicted model, not a curated record
AUAACGAGGCGUGUUGUAGGGACGAUUCUGUAGCAGUAAACAUCGAAGUAAUUUGCAUGUUUGUUUUUUUCUUUGCUUAACAAGCUUUGAUUGAUUGGUGGAAAAAUCCGGUGAAAUUAGCGUGCAGCUUGAAGAUGUGAAAAAGAUGCAAAUCAAAGAUUCAUGGCGUGAUAAUCAGUCUCGCAAGCUCAGGACAGUGCAAACGAUAAUUCCGCAGUGACAAACAGUGAAGAACACAUACAGCAGAAGAAGCGAAAAAAAAGCUAUACCCUACGGGACAAUCACGGCCCCAACCGAUCAUCAUCAUCAUCAUCAUCCAAGCAGGCAAUAAUAAUCGGAGAUAAUGGUUGCAUAAUUUUAGCAUUAAAUUCGUAACCGCAACCAUAACAAUAAAACAAAAAAACAAAAAAAAAUCAGUGACCGCCAAACAAAGCUUCGCGCGAAGAACGUUGAAGAAGAACGGAAAAGCCAACUGGAAAACGAAAGGGUUAAUACUUGAAGCAAUAAUACAAAAAUUUGCAACACCGCAUGUGAAACGACAGCAGUGUGUGCCGGAUUCAAUGGAUUUGUGCCCGGGCCGGCCAACACCAGUGGGGCUGGAGCGUCACGGCGCAGCAAAGCGGGGCGAACCGAUCGCCCAACGCGUCCAGUGAUCUUGUGACUGUGUGACUGUGUGUGAUUUUCUUCGGUGUCACCGUAAUUUCCCGUCGUUUUCCACUGCUGCAAGGAUGAUGUCAUUGCGUGCCGUUUGCGUGAUACUAUAAUCGGAUCAUAGUUCUGUGCUGUGCGCCAGUGUGUGUUUAAGUGUUUUUUUCGUUGAGUUCGAUAACAUUUCGGUGCAUCUAAAAGGUGAUCUAAAAGGUGCAAUUUACAAAAAAGAAAGCCAACCAAAUUGAUAUUCCCGAGUGAACGAGUGGUUUUCUUUGGAGUGACUUUUUAAAGGCAACGAGAUGGAAAACGAGUCCUGCUACGGCGGCGGCGACAUUGUGGGGGCCAUUUUCGGCACACUGCUCGCCGUGAUCCUGGUCGGGGUGCUGCUAUGGUGGCUCUACAAGAAAAACUACAUCCUGAAGCGACUAGAUGCCAAACUCGUAGCGGAUGACCCGGAGGCAGUGGCGAAGGGUGAAUACGCGUUCGACAAUCCCGCCUUCCGGACGGAGCAGCAGACGAACGGCAGCAGUGGCACCGCUACCACCACCGGCAACGGUAUCCCGCCGUCCGGCGUCAAAACCGGCUCCUCGUCGUCCCCGCUCGAUCCGAGCUGGUCCUCGAAGCAGAACACGAUCGAAAAGCGCAAAACCGUCGACGACAGCUACGUGAAUGUGACGGCACCACGUCUCGUGUCGCUGCGCGGUUCCGACUUUACCGGGCUCGGUGUCGAGGUGUACGGCGGGCUGAAGGAAGGCAUCUUCGUGAAGAAAGUGAUGCCCCAGGGACCGGCUGCUGGCAUCGUAAGCACAGGUGACAGAAUAACGAGCAUCACGAUAGAUUUCCGCCACAUCGUGCAGGAGGACGCAAUGACCAUCCUCAGCUACGCCUCGCCCUACAACGUGCAGCUGGAGCUGGUGAGCGGCACGAAGCCGAUCCUGCCGCAAACCCAGAGCCCGAAGCCGGGCCACCACCAGAGCCUCACGCAUCCACUGUACCGUUCGAGCAGUCAGUCGGACCUGAACACGAUUGAGCGCAACUCCCGCAAGAAGCUGUUCCCGAGCGAAGAUGCGUCUCCGCUCAAGAUGGACAUCCGGGCGGGCAGCCCCACCAACAAUCAGCCCCUCGCCACCGUGCACAAGGAGAACGAGCGGGAGCCGAAGAAGCACUCCUUCAAGCAGCAGAUGCGCGAAAUGAUUGAGGAAAAGUUCCAAACCAAGCAGCCGGCGGACGUGGAGCGGAAGGGUUCGAGCGGCAAGGGUGACGAGCUAGUAGGUGGUGGUGGCAAGAAGACGGGCCACAAGUUUGGCAUCCGUGUGUUUCCUCCCUCCGUGAACGAUAAGCUGUUCGGCAGCAAAAGCCCCACCAAGAUGCAGGCGGACAACGAAAACAACAGCAACAUCGAGAAGAAAGAGUCGGAGGACAGCAGGAAGGAGGUGGAGGGCGAGAUGCAGCCGCCGUCUCCGCCGCCGGUGGUAAAGAAGCGUACGAAGGCGGCCGGCGACCACCACGGUGGCAACAAGCCGGACGUGGUGGUGAUGAUGACGGGCCAGCCGGAGGGCGACGGUGGUGAGUUCCAGCGCCAGAACAGUCUCACCUCGAGCGGGAUACGGCGGGAUGCGGCCGGCAUACCGCAGGAGAUGCCCAGCUUCAUGAUGCAGGCGGCCAACGCGGCACGGGACAAUCGGAAGUCGACCGGCGGCACGCUGGACGAUGGCAAGCGCAAGGGCAAGGCACCGCCCCGUCCACCGGUGGGCGAGUCCGAGCUGGACGAAAGCACCGUCACGGUCGACACGAACCUGAGCAGCAUCGAUGGCGGCAGCCGGACGAUGCUGUCGGCGGAUGUGCCGGAUGCGCGCGUUACCGCCACCGCCCUGCCGCGCAUGAACUUUUCCGACAACUUUGCGGAGGAGGUGCUGAACUGCACGAUCGACAGCAUCAACGGGAUCGAGCAGUUCGGGGAGACGGGCCCGAGCAACAGCUCGACGCCGAAGAGCGACCGGAAGCUGACGUCCUCGCUGACGGAGAGCGAGCUGGUGAUGCGGUCGGAGACGAUCGAUAAUGAAUCCGACGUCGAGCAGGAGCAACACAGCCGUCGGCAGCAGCCACCUCCGACGCCUCCGCGUCGCGAUGGCAACAAAAUCGAGCUGAACGCGGACGACAUUACGGUGCAUCGUAGCUCGCCGAGCCCAGCGCCGGACAGUAGCAGCAGCAUGGAGCAGGAGGACGAACGGGACAGCGAACACGAAGAGGACGAGGGCAACCGGCGUACGGCGAGUUUGGGCGAUCUGUCCAAGCUGGAAACGACUGGCAACGAGUCCAACUCGACCACCAGCAACACGCUCGAGCGUGCCCAAAGCCUCGAGAUAACGGGCGACGUCGUAACGGUGGUGAAUGGCAACACCGGCAACAGCAUGGGAGAGGCAACCGUGAUCGACGCCGGGCGCAAGCGUAAAAUCUCCACAGAAAUGCUUCUGGACGGUGGUGCGGUCACAAAUGAACCGGGACUUAACUCGCUGCAGCGGCUGAACCGGCUGAAGGGUGCCUCGGCUUGGGGCAAUCUGGAGGAUGCGAUCAACUCGGGCGAGCUCCUGCCGAACGGUGACAGCGCCCACGAGGUAACGGUCAAGCAGAACGGGUACACCGAACUCAACCAAGCGGUCAUCGUGGCGGAAGCGCCGAAAAACCCACCAACCGAACCGCAGGAACCGCGGGAAGAGCACAUCUCGCUGACGACUAUCAGCAUGCUGGUGGACCACCACCACCAGCAGGAACCGGACACGAACAUACCGGACGAUGUGAAGGUGUCCCGCUACCCGUUCGGCAGCCUGGAGCGCCCCAAAUCGGACGUGCUGAAGAAGCUGCUCGGCCAGAAGGAGGAGCUGGAGAACACGCCCUCGGUGUUCAUCUCGGCCGACGGGGGUGAGAGUGUGGUCAGCACGAUAAAGAUCGAAGCGGCGGGCGGUGAACCGGUCAGCCUGACGCUGAUCAAUCCGGCGGAAGCUGUGGACAAUGGACAGCCGUCGCCCGUGUUCACCAGCAGUGGCACGAACGGCGUUAGCAGCAUCAACAUUUCCUCCAACGAGCCCGCGUACAGCGUCCCGGCGGGACCGAUCACACUGAACGGCGGUGCGGGUGGUGGCGUGACGAAAUUUUCCCUCACCGCGGACAACAUCGUCACCAUCACGACGGCAAUGGAAGGCGCCGGCGGGUCGGAAUCGCAACCCUCCUCCAUCGUGAUGAUCGACGAUGAAAAGCUCGACUUUAGCCUGCAAACGCUGGACGAUUUUGAUGAUCCGCUGGACGAUACACCGUCACCACCACCGCCGCCACCCCUACCACAGAUGGAGUACGGUGGGGACGCGCUUAACGGACAGGCGGAUGAUGCGCCGGUUGCGCCGGAGCCGGCCCCGAAAAUGCCCCUCUCGAAUGGAGUUGCAGCCGCCACAGAACCACCGCAACCGCCACAGCGCAACUCGAUCGGCCUUGCUCGACGCGAUAGCAGUGGCCCCACUGCUGCUCCCCUCACAAAUGGCGGCUUUGUGACGGAAAUCACACUAAAGGCACCCGAACCGCCGACGGCUGCGGAGCGGGUGGUAGUACCGGCACAGAACGGUACGACCGCACCCGCACCACCCCCGGUUGUUGCCAGCAAACCCCCAAUCGUGACGAAGAAACCACCCAAGCCGGAAACGAAACCAACGGGCAACAGCAACGCCACCAUGACGACACCGCCCUCCCGGAUACCGGUCGAGCGGCGCAUGUCGAGCGAGCAUGCCGCCGGCGGUGGUUCACUGAUCCCGCGCAACACCGAGAUCAAGUUCAGCACGGCCACGUACGAAUCGUCACCACCCUCCACCGUCACCAGCACCUCCACCGCAACCGGUGGUCCGAAAACGCCCCAGCGCGGCGUCGACCAGAUACGCUCCACGUUCGAGCGGUCGAACUCGCGCACCGAAAUCCCGGUGCUGAUCCGGCGCACCUCGAUCCCGUCGAUCAAUCUGUCUCCGUCGGCGGCGGCGACCGGCGGCUCGAUGAGCAACCUCAGCACCAAAGUCAGCCCCUCCCGCAUACCCGUGUUCAACUCGAACGGCUCGAAGAACGGUGGAUCGCCGCCACCGGCCCAGAACGGGGCAGGAGGCCAUCACUACAACGGUGGCGGGGGGCUGCUGUACCGAAGCAACAGCAACAGUUCCAUCAAGAACAACAACAACAAUAACAAUCUGGUCAACAACAAGGUGUCGGUUAGCAUCACCUCCAUCAAGAACCAGUCGAAACAUCCGAGCGGCAAAUUCUGAGGCGCCGGAGGAGAAGCUCCACUUCUCCUCCUAUGCUGAGGAAUGAUCCGAUCCGUCCAGUUUGAAUGAAUGCGUGUGUGUGUGUGUGAAUGUGCGAAUGUGUGUUUGAAUUUAGGAAUUAUUUGUUUGUAAACUUUAUUACGGUAAAUACCUGGGGCGUGGUGUGUGUUUGAAUGAGGCGUUCAAUCGAAGGAGCUUUUGGGAAGAAUUUUUGUUGGUUUGUUACGUUGCCCGGACGACGCGACGACUCUCUCGCAACAGCAUUGGGAGCGCGGUUCCGGACAUCUUUACUAAUAUUAUGUUUGGCCAUAUUAUCACGUAUAUAUUCCUGUUAUUAUCAUUCCCUUCACCCAUCCCCGCGAUCGGAUGUUUUUUCUUCACGCUUAGGAGUUAAUGGAUAGUUUUAGUCGGUUAAGUUUAGCAAUUGUUAAGUAGGGGAGACCGCCAGGCAGGAUAGACGGAACAGACGGAAGAGAAAAUGAUUUUCUUAAAUUACGCCCAACAACACUUGGUGUUUUGAGGGCGAUCGCAAAAGGGAGCAAGGAGCGCGUAACAUUUUGAGUGUAUUUGCUAGUUUUUGUUGUAUGUAUCUUUAAAAAAAAGGGGUCCGACACCGUGUACCAAUCACCCCCCCCCAUGCAUUCGGUGGUGUUUUUGGACCUUGGUUUGUUGAACUGUUGAAGUGACUUACCCAUUAUUUAAAAUAUAGCCUUCACACACAUCCGUUGAAAGGCAUCGCGAGAGAGCAUCGGCAGGAUAAGAUGCAUUCUUCACAUUCCAGAUUCUACCAGAAUCUUGUUCGGGCGCAGCAGAGAGUAGGAUAAAAUGGGAAAGCAAAUAGAAGAAGAAAAACAGGUUAUCAUUAGUGGAAUAUGUUUAGCGUUUUACAAUGCAGACUUACUUACCAUAUCUCUCUAUAUCUUUACACCAACCAGUACGAUUAGCGAGAAGACAUGGGUAAACCGAAGAUGAAUAUUUCAACUGAAAAUGCUCAAUAAUCAACACAGAAAAAUGCUCUGAAUAAAGAGUGAGCUUCCAUUUGGGAAAUGAAAGGCCAUCACAUUGAAAAGACGAUCAAAUCUGGACCAAAUCCCCCGUACGCAAUGUGCCUUUCCCGCUCAUCCCAUUCCCAUCAUUACCACAGUUCGGUCCACUACCAAUAAUAAUAAUAAUAAUAAUAGUAGUACACAGCAAUAUAUACUUUAUAUUUACAUUAAGGUUUGAUAAUAGUGUUUAAAAAAAAAGAAAGAACGUUAGUAUUGCUUUUGUGCAUAUUUUUAUUCGCAAGCUGUUUCUGUUAGGAGGGCCACAAAGCCACAAGCAGCGCAGAUUGGUCUGUGUUCGCGCGUCAUUUAUUGCAGGCAGGCAAGAACAGCAAUGUUUUCACAUGUUAAUAAAAUAAAAUAAA